This is a messenger RNA of Canariomyces notabilis, 1629 nucleotides long. Its product is annotated as putative pre-mRNA splicing factor. Gene Ontology annotation, molecular function: RNA binding. The record is from RefSeq and is a predicted model, not a curated record. Gene Ontology annotation, biological process: mRNA cis splicing, via spliceosome; regulation of alternative mRNA splicing, via spliceosome. Lineage: Eukaryota; Fungi; Ascomycota; Sordariomycetes; Sordariales; Chaetomiaceae. The coding region runs from base 1 to 1629 and encodes 542 amino acids. The transcript has 2 exons. Gene Ontology annotation, cellular component: catalytic step 2 spliceosome; U2 snRNP; U2-type prespliceosome.
AUGGCUGUCGCGACAAAUGGCGAUGCUCCUGCCUCGGCAGCCGCUGCGCUUGAUAAUAUCAAGCCGCCGCCUGGCAUCAUCAUCCCACCGCCGGGCGAAAUCCGCGAGGCCAUCGAGAAAACAGCGGGUUAUGUCAUGCGAGGCGGCGCCGGCCUCGAGCAGCGCAUCCGCGACAACCAUGGCAAGAAUCCAAAGUUUAGCUUUCUAAUGACGAGCUCGGAUCCCUAUAAUGCGUACUACGAAUGGCGCAAGCAAGAGAUCAAGUCGGGACGGGGCACCGCGCUGUCGGCAGGUCGUGUUGGCGAGGCUGCUGCUGCACCAACCUCGCCAAAGCCCGCGGGCCCGCCCAAGCCGCCUGAUUUCCAGUUCUCAGCCCGUAUGCCUCGAAUGAGCCAGAAAGACUUGGAGAUUGUGCGACUAACUGCCUUGUUCGUGGCAAAGAACGGGCGUCCCUUCAUGACACAGCUUGCCCAGCGUGAGGCAAGCAACCCCCAGUUUCAGUUCUUGAUACCCAACCACACCUUUCACAACUUUUUUCAGAGCAUGGUCGAUCAGUACUCGAUUCUUCUACGGGAGAGCGGAGUCAAUGGUGAGGGAACCAAGGUGCAGCAGGAGCGCGUCGACCAGCUUCGCCAAAACGUGGCCGAUAAGUACAAGGUUCUAGCGCGCGCAAAACAGAGGGCCGAAUACGCCAAAUGGCAGGAGGCCGAAAAAGCCAAGCAGGAAGAAGAGGAAGAGAAGAAGAAGAUAGAGUUUGCCCGUAUCGACUGGAACGAUUUUGUCGUGGUCGAGACAAUCGUCUUUACUGAGGCGGACGACCAGGCGAACCUACCACCUCCGACGACGCUCAACGAUCUCCAGUACGCUUCCCUGGAAGAGAGAAACAAGGUCUCCGUCAGCUCCACCCUACGUAUUGAGGAAGCGUUUCCCUUUGACGACACCAGCUACAACGCGUAUCCUCCGCAGACAUACGGCGCACAAGCACCGGCCGUGCAGCCGCCACCGGCGGCACAAGCCUAUCAGGGCGCCAACGGACCGGCCCCGCAAGCAUAUGGCGCUCCAAUGCCAGCUCCCGCCCCCACAAGGUCGGCCGAGGAGGAGUCAGAGGCAAAGAAGGCUCAGGAGAGAGAACAAGAGCGGCUCCGUAUGCAGCAAGCACAAGCUGAAGCCCGAGGCGGCCCUGCUCCAAUGAAGAUCAAGGAGAACUAUGUCCCGCGCGCGGCGCAACGAGCAGCUAGCAAGUUUGGCACCCAGACAGCCAUGUGUCCAAACUGCAAGCAGCAGAUUCCACUCAACGAAAUGGAGGAGCACAUGAAAAUUGAACUGCUCGAUCCUCGUUGGAAGGAACAGAAGGCCAAGGCAGACGCCAGGUUUGCCACCACCAACCUGUCUACGGUUGAUGUGGCCAACAACCUCAAGCGUCUGGCUAGCCAGCGGAGCGAUGUCUUUGACGGGGUUUCAGGCCAGCCUGUCUCGGAGGAGGAGCAGGCGCGGCGAAAAAAGGUUGCCAUGCACGCUUUCGAUGGCAAUCCCGAUGGGAAGAGCCAGGCACACAUCAACCACCUGCAAACCUUCAAUCUUGACGAGCAGAUUCGGGCUAUUCACCAGAAAUUUGCCGACAAGAAAUGA